AUGAACGGGGUCACGGUGUUUGUUCACGUGCGGAAUUGUGAGCCGAGGGGCAAGGCACCCAAGGUGGGCGAUUUCCUCACUUUCCAGUAUGAGCCGAACAAGAAAAACCCAGAACAGAUGGAGGCAUAUAACGUGAAGGGUUGCACUGGUGUGGAUGAAGCAUGGAGUGGCUCCUUUGCUGGCGCUGGUCCAGUUGAGGGCACUGGGGCCUACUCUGGGACUGUUAUCAGCUUUGGUCCAAAGGGCUUCGGCUUCAUCAGCAUGGGGGAAGGCCAACCGGAGCUGUUCUUCAAUGCGAAGGACUGUGUAGGUAGCAAGCCCGUGACCGGAGACACGGUGAAGUUCGAUUUGACACCGAGCGACGCCAAGCCCGGACAGAUGCAGGCCAGCGACGGCCAGGACUGGCAGAAUGAGCAGGGCUGGGGCCAGCACGGGUACUGGAAGAACAACCCGGAGCAGUAUCAGGCCAAAAACGUGAAGGGAUGCUCGGCAGAUCGAAUUGCUUGGGGUUCAACUUUCAAUGGUCCAGUCGAGGGGACGGGGACAUGCACCGGGAGAUGCAAGAGCUUUGGUGCAAAGGGCUAUGGCUUCAUAGUCAUGGACGAUGGCACAGAGCUGUUCUUCAACGUGAAGGACUGUGUUGGCAGCAAGCCAGCAGCCGGUGAUAUUCUGAAGUUCGACAUGGCGGACAGUCAGAUGAAGCCAGGCUCAAAAGAGGCCAAAAACGUCACUGGUGGAAGUCAGCCGCUAGAUAUGCAGAUGAAAGGAGGCUGGGGAAUGUGGGGUGAUGGUUGGGGAGGUAAGGGUGGGUAUGGUCCAUGGCAAGGUGAUUGGGGCUGGGAUGGUGGCAAAGGAGGCAAAGGCCAAGGCAUGUGGGGAGGAAUGAAGGGUGGCAUGGGCGGCUAUGGCGGCUAUGGUGAAGCCCUUCUACUGGCCCAAGCAGUGGAAGUGCAGGUCGCCGUGACGCCAAGGCUUCGCCUCUAUGUUUUGGAAGCCUCCAGGAAAGGCCAAGAAACGCUGAUUGAGCAGGCAGUUGCCCAUGGAGCAGCUGCGGGUUGCGAGCAUCAGAAGCAAGGAUUGCUGGACCCUUAUGGCUCAGCAUUGUGGCCCUCAGCCUUGGUUCUUGCACAAGCUGUGGCAGCUCACGUGAAGCUAAAGCCACAGCAACGCAUCCUGGAGCUUGGUGCAGGAUGUGGUUUGGCUUCAUUGCUGGCUGCGCGUUUGGGCGGUGAUGUCUUGGCAACUGACUUUCGUCAGCUGCCUUUGCAGCUGCUCCGUGCAGCUGCCAGGCGCCAGGUUGGGGACUUGGCAUCUUCGCUUGGGUGGCAGGUUUUGUACGAGAAGGGCACAGCAGAUGGAAUGGCACAUCGUGUGGCCGAAGCGGUUCGACGUGGAAGCGCUGUUCUUGUAGCCGAUGUUGGACGGCCAAAUCGCAAGGCCUUCAUGACACAACUCAGAGAUUUGCUUCCAGAAGUGGAGAUAGGCAGCGAUUUCACAACCGAAGGCAUGGCCAUUCAGGAGACUGAUGGACCUCCCUCACCAUCCCGUGAAGUGCCUGUGCAGCUGCUGGAGCUUCCAAUGAAUGGCCCUGCUUCCCAGACUGUCCGGGCCGCAGCUCGGAGCAUCCGACCAAACAAAGUGGGCGCAAGCUCCCUGGUGGAGAGCACUUGCUGGGAAGUGGGUGUUGAGUCCUUGUCAACAUGA
Durusdinium trenchii is the source of this 1704-nucleotide messenger RNA. The record is from the annotation of a GenBank genome assembly. NCBI's taxonomy places the organism in Eukaryota, Dinophyceae, Suessiales, Symbiodiniaceae.